AUGCAUCGGGAUAGGGCUGUUGGGUUGAAGGAGAUGUCGAGUGCUGGCCAGGUGGAUGGAGAAGAGCGGAUCGGACUGUUGAGAGGUGGCGAGGAUGAAGAAGAAGAAGAGGAAGAAGAAGAAGAAGAAGAAGAAGAAUUCUUUGCAGAAAAGUCGCCAAGGUUGGAUGGGCGCCAGUAUUGGGUCAAAAGGGCUGCUGUUGCGUUGUUGUCAAUCUGCACCCUCAUCCUGAUAACACACUGGUUUCAAAGUCUACAGAAGCAUGAAACGCCGCCUCCCGCUGAGCAGGCCACACUGCGAGCAGAAGACGACUACAUUCUGGACCCGCGCUGGGACUACGCUUCCGCACCCACGACCAGAGAAUACUCCUGGGUCAUCGCAGACCACGCACUGAAUCCAGACGGCGUGUUCCGACCGAUGGUGCUCAUCAACUCGACGUUCCCUGGCCCUCUGAUUGAAGCCAACGAAAACGAUGAGAUCGUCGUUCACGUGCACAAUCAAGCCACCAACGCGACAUCUAUCCACUGGCAUGGGCUUUAUCAAAACGGCACGGCACAUAUGGAUGGCACAGUGGGUGUUACCAACUGCCCCAUUGCGCCCGGCCAUACGUUCACCUACCGUUUCAACGUCACAGGUCAGACAGGAACGUACUGGUACCACAGCCACGUGUCUAUGCAAGCCUCCGAUGGUCUCGUUGGGCCGCUUGUCAUACACAAUCGGCAGGAGAAAGAGCUGCAGAAACUGGCAUACAAGCAAGACCGCGUCGUCCUGCUAUCAGAUCACUACUACGAUCCCUCGUCCCAACUUUCAAUGCAAUACCUCGCCCCUGGCUCUGAGAACGACGAACCUGUCCCUCCGUCCGCUCUCAUCAACGGACGGAACGUACGCAACUGCACGUCCCUUCCCGAUCGGAACUGCUCUUCUACGGGGCUUGAUAAUGCUCUUUUCGACCUGUCGUCCAACGAGAGCACGCGUCUACGCAUCAUCAACGUUGCCGCCUUCGCCGAGUUCUCGCUGCAGAUCGACGAGCAUGAGUUCAGCGUCACGGAGGUGGAUGGCACUGACGUCCAUCCGCAGUCUAUCCACCGACUCAACAUCAACCCCGCGCAAAGAUACAGCAUCGUGCUUUCGCCACCUGCAGCGCCGAAAGAGGGUGGGUAUUGGAUGCGAGCGAGAAUGGUGACGCACUGUUUUGCGUACGAGAACCCGGAGCUGGAAGAGGAGGUCUGGGGUAUCGUCCGUUUCCACUACGAGGAAAAGAGGGAAGAAACGGGUGUUGACCUGCUGAGGCCUAACAGCAAGGACUGGCCCGAAAUCAUCGAAGUCGAAUGUCGCGACCUCAACACGACGGCUCUCGAACCCGUACAAGUUGUGCGGGCACCAGACAAAGCCGAUGACUUUAUCUACCUGCGCUCGAGUUUCCAGAUCGGCAACUGGAGACUCAGCCGGGGCUACCUGAACGAGAGCUCCUGGAGAGGCGACGUGAAAAAGCCCGUGCUGCACACUCUCCUCGACAGCAGCACAGCCCGCGACUCCCUCACCUCAGACGGGGGCUUCUUCGACACGACCAAUUUCCCCCGCACUCAGCAAAUGGUCUUCACAACGAGGGGCGUCCGAACCAUCGACCUCCUCAUCCAGAACCUCGACGACGGAACCCACCCCUUCCACCUGCACGGCUACAAGUUCUGGGUCCUCCGCCACGGAAAGGGAUACGCGCCGCAACCUCACUCCACACCCUCCCUGUACGACGGUGUCCAUCUCGAAAACCCACUGCGGAGAGACACGGCAAGCAUCGAAGCCUACGGAUGGGUCCUCUUGCGCUUCGUGGCUGACAAUCCCGGCGCGUGGGCGUUCCAUUGCCACAUCGGGUGGCAUAACGAGGCGGGCCUGGGAAUGGUGUUUGCUACUAGGGCGGACGAGAUACGGGAUGUUCCGGGCGAAGUUAGGGAUGUUUGUAAGGUUGAGGGGGUCGAGAAGGGGCAGGGGCCGCAAGAUGCGGUUUGGGACGGCGUUUGGGAUGCACGGUCGGCUUGA
Messenger RNA from Ascochyta rabiei, 2034 nucleotides. RefSeq lists its product as uncharacterized. Gene Ontology annotation, molecular function: oxidoreductase activity; copper ion binding. NCBI's taxonomy places the organism in Eukaryota, Fungi, Ascomycota, Dothideomycetes, Pleosporales, Didymellaceae. Bases 1 to 2034 code for a protein of 677 amino acids. The transcript has a single exon. The record is from RefSeq and is a predicted model, not a curated record.